Molecule: messenger RNA, 633 nt
Organism: Closterium sp. Yama58-4
Lineage: Eukaryota; Viridiplantae; Streptophyta; Zygnematophyceae; Desmidiales; Closteriaceae
Source: the annotation of a GenBank genome assembly
GUGUCUGGCACUCUCUCCUUCCCCAUCCAGGAUGGCCCACGCAGAUGUCUCGAGGUGUCGGUGCUACUGGAGAUGCACGAGGUCAUCAACCCGCGCGCCCUCCACACGUCCAGGAGAGUGGCUGCUGCUGCCUCCGCUGCUAAGACCCCUCUACACCUGCCAGUGCUGCAGAUGGAGCAUCACGAGGUGACAGUGGAUCUGCUCCACACGCACUUCAUCUUCACCAUCCCCUCCGAUGCUGCCGCCUCCUUUGCCACGCCCAUCAUCUCCCUGCAGUGGAUCCUUCGGUUUGAGUUCUGUGCCUCCACCAGGCGCCCACCACCACCCGGCAGCACCCCUGGCAGUGCGAGCAAGGGCAGGCAGCAAGCACAGCAACAGCAGCAGCAGCAGCUGCACGAGAGGCCACAUGCGCUGGCCAUGGGGGCGGAGACGGAGAGGGGCGAGUGGUCCAUGCCCAUCACCGUGCACGCCCCACUGCCUAAAGUGACCCCCAUCAGCAACAGAGACAAGGCAGUCAUGCCGCCUAUGCUCCAGCAACAAUCUGCCAUGCUGAACACUGCUGCUGCUGGCCGUGGCAUGGCUGGUGCACCUGUCCCUCCUUCAGCACCUCUCCCUCCUGCUGCUGUGCCGUAA